Messenger RNA from Amborella trichopoda, 1921 nucleotides. RefSeq names its product UDP-glycosyltransferase 88B1. Gene Ontology annotation, molecular function: UDP-glucosyltransferase activity. The record is from RefSeq and is a predicted model, not a curated record. NCBI's taxonomy places the organism in Eukaryota, Viridiplantae, Streptophyta, Magnoliopsida, Amborellales, Amborellaceae.
UAUAACAAAUAUUUUCAGUCAUAGAGCCUCGGUUCUAUACAAUAUUUGAGAUUUGCAGAAGUAAAUGGUCUGGUCUGAUUGUAUACAAUCCCUAUAUAUAUCAUCAUUCCAUGUGUGGCCUCAUCAAUCUCGCUGUGGAAUGUGCCUGCACUCCUUUAAGAUGAGCGAAAGCAUAGUUCUCUAUCCUUCUCCCGGCAUGGGGCACUUGGUUUCCAUGAUGGAACUCGGGAAGCUCAUCCUCCACCACUACCCAACCUUUUCAAUCCAUGUCCUCACCUUUAACCCCCCCUUCCACACUGGCGCCACUGCACCUUACAUGAGCCGUAUAGCUGCUGAAUAUCCCGCCAUCAGCUUCCACGAGCUCUCGCUACCACCCAACCAGUGCGCCACUUUCAUGGACUGGUUCCUCGUCCUCAAGCCCCUCGUCCGUGAAGCUCUCGAGUCCUUCUCUCGAAGAACUCCUGUACGAGCCUUCAUCAUGGACUUUUUUUGCACCUCUGUUCUUGAGGAUGCAGAGGAGCUGUGCAUCCCAGCAUACUUCUUCUUCACUUCUGCCGCCGCCUUCCUUGUGCUAUUCCUCUACUUCCCGGAGCUUCACAAGCAAAAUCCUGGGACGUUAAAGGACCUGGAUCGGGACCUUUUCAUCCCAGGCUUACCCCCUAUGCCUCUAUCAGUAUUUCCUGAUUCGAUGCAGGAUCGCAGCCAAAAGCUCUAUCAGUGGUGCCUCCACCACGCAUCUCGGCUUCCACGAGGGCGAGGGAUCAUCAUCAACUCUUUUCAUGACCUUGAGCCACUCGGGAUGCGUGCCCUGGCCUUCGAGGAAUGCGCACCUGGUGUCCCAAUGCCCCUGACUUACUGUGUUGGACCUCUCAUUGCCGCCGGUGAUUCUAGAAACCCUAGUGAGUCACUCAGCUGGCUCGACACACAGCCUGCAGGCACUGUGGUGUUCCUCUGCUUCGGCAGCAUGGGGAGGCUCUCAGCUGCACAAUUAAACGAGAUUGCGGUGGCACUCGAGAGAAGCGAGCAUCGGUUUCUAUGGGUGGUGCGAAGCCCACCUGCAGAGGGUGAGGAGAUGGGCAAGAGGCCACCCGAGCCGGACCUCGAGGCACUACUGCCAGAGGGGUUCCUGAAACGGACAGCAGGAAAGGGCCUGGUGGUGAAGACAUGGGCUCCGCAGGUGGCGGUGCUGAACCACAUGGCCGUCGGAGGAUUUGUGACGCACUGCGGGUGGAACUCUUUGCUGGAGAGUGUCUGUGCAGGGGUACCAAUGGCAGCAUGGCCCCUCUACGCGGAACAACAUGUGAACGCAUGGCUGAUGGUUGGGGAGAGGGAGAUGGGGGUGGCGGUGGGUGCAGUGGAGAGAGGCGAGGACGGGGUGGUGGGGGCGGAGGCGGUGGCCCGGUUGGUGAGAGAGCUGAUGGACUCAUCACGGAGUAUGAGGGUCAGAGAGCGGGUGGCUAAGCUCAAAGAGAGGGCGGUCGCCGCCCUAGCCGAGGGCGGAACGUCUGUCACCAGCUUGGCAGAGCUAGUCAACGCAUGGCUUGAGGGGCCACCACCACCACCACCACCACCACGCUGAUGUCACAUUUGGAAAGAAGCUUGUGGAAUUAUCCGCGAAAGGAUAAUAUUGGUGCGUUGCGAUUUGUAAACAAGUUGAUAAUGUAGAAUUCUCUGACCCAAAGGAGAAUAUUAAAAAAAAGCAAUAUGUGGUCCAGGAAUGGUGCUGGGUAUUAUCCACCAGGAGUGCUGAUUAUUGGUCCCGGUAUCAUUGACAUGGCAUUUCCAGUGUAGCGUGUACCACACACGGGCUUUUCAGCAUCACAUUGUUCCAAUGUCGUCUCCUUGGAGUAGGGGUCGAUUGUGUCGAGUGCAGUCCGGAUCUAUAAAUAAAAAUAUAAAAAUUUAUAUUUUUUUAUUAAAA